AUGACCUCACCUCAAGAGAUUCUGGCAGCAGCCAAAGAUAAAGACUUCAAACUUGCCGGCUGCGGCCUCUUUGCCCAAGUCUUAGUCUUACUUGAACCUGGAAUCGCUCUCAAGAUCUGUGAUGAGCCGGGAGAAGCCAGCGAAGUAGAAAUAAAAAUCUACGAACGAUUGGGUCUUCAUCCCCGGAUUCUGACGACCUAUGGGGAGUGUGAGUCAGAAGCCGGUAAAGGUCUUGCCCUCGAAUACCUGCCCGCCGGACCUGUAGUGCAGCAUUUAGCACUUGAGAAAUACUCCGAAGAGAGGCAGCGAUGGCCAGCUCAAGUUAUUGAAGCAGUUCAAUACAUCCAUUCCAAAGGCAUCGUUCACUGCGAUAUAGGAGCGCACAACUUCAUGGUUUCAAAGGACGGGUCACUCGUGCUUGCCGAUUUCUGCGGCUCCAGUCUCGAUGGCUCAAGGGCAAUCGUAGCUCCGUCAAUACGUUACUGUAGACCUGUUCCCAUGGAACAACGGUCGUUGAAUAUCUGUGUUAAAGAUGAUUCCUUUGCCGUUGGUGUUGUGUUGUAUGAGAUUGCGGUUGGAAGUCGGGUUCUAGAGGCUAAAGAUGACAGGGACGUCACAAGGCUGUAUGAGAAGGGAGAGUUUCCUAACUUAGAAGGGAUUGAGGCAAGGCUGGCGAAAGUUAUUAAGAAGUGUUGGGAGGACCGGUAUGAGAGUGCUGAUGAGAUCCAGGCUGAUUAUGCGGGUAUGUAA
This is a messenger RNA of Cadophora gregata, 750 nucleotides long. RefSeq lists its product as uncharacterized. The transcript is spliced from 2 exons. Bases 1 to 750 code for a protein of 249 amino acids. Lineage: Eukaryota; Fungi; Ascomycota; Leotiomycetes; Helotiales; Ploettnerulaceae. Gene Ontology annotation, biological process: intracellular signal transduction; protein phosphorylation. The record is from RefSeq and is a predicted model, not a curated record. Gene Ontology annotation, molecular function: ATP binding; protein serine/threonine kinase activity.